Molecule: messenger RNA, 1497 nt
Organism: Cannabis sativa
Lineage: Eukaryota; Viridiplantae; Streptophyta; Magnoliopsida; Rosales; Cannabaceae
Product: ethylene-responsive transcription factor TINY
Exons: 1
Coding region: 401-1267 (288 amino acids)
Biological process (GO): regulation of DNA-templated transcription
Molecular function (GO): DNA-binding transcription factor activity; DNA binding
Source: RefSeq, a predicted model, not a curated record
GGCUACCCUAGUCGUGUGGGGGGUCACUUAUGCAGAGGGGAGAGAGAAAGAGAGAACAAUCCUCCGUUUAUAUAUUUUCUUUCACCCCAUUCUCUUCAUUAUUAGUUUCAUUUCAUUUCUCUCUUUUCUCACUAAAACACUAAAAUCCCUCUCUAUUCUCGUUUUCCUUCCCUUUCCCUUUCCACGUUCAGUUUUCCUUCUCUGAAAAACUAUAGUGUUAUAUAUACAUAUAUAGACCCUUAUUAUACCAAUUACUGUCAUAGCAUCUGUAUUUUUGUUCAUCUGGGGUACUGAUCCUCAGAUUAGAAAGCAAAAUUAUUUUUUGUCUCAACUCUCUUUUUUUGUAUAAGAAACAGAGAGAGAAAUAGUAGAGAGAGAGAGAGUCACCAUCAGCGCAGCAAUGGGUGCUGACCCGGUGAGCUCAUCAGAAACCGAGUCCUCUACUACUUCCUUACUCAAUGAGGAUCGGGGCAAAAUACCCGACCCGAAUCAGAAACGGGCCAAGAGAGCAAGGGAAAGUUGUAGUCAUAGUAAUACUAAUAAUAAUAAUAGCAGUAGCAAUAAUAACAGCAAUAGUAAUAAUAAUAAUAAUAAUAAUGAUAAUAAUAAUAAUAAUAAUAAUAGUAAGCACCCGGUUUACAGAGGGGUCCGAAUGAGAACAUGGGGAAAAUGGGUAUCCGAAAUUAGGGAGCCCCGGAAGAAGAAUCGGAUCUGGCUAGGAACUUUCUCAACACCAGAAAUGGCGGCGCGUGCACACGACGUGGCGGCCUUAAGCAUCAAGGGUAACUCUGCAAUACUCAACUUCCCCGAGCUAGCCGGAUCAUUACCCCGGCCGGAAUCUAACUCACCCCGAGACGUUCAAGCGGCGGCUACAAAAGCGGCUUUAAUGGAGUUUCCGAACCCAUCUCCUUCACCUUCCACGUCAUCAUCGACAACAACGAGUACUUCAUCGACAAUGUCGCAGACUUCGUCUUCGUCUUCUUCGUCGUUGGUGGCAACUUCGUCAUCGAGCUACGACGUGUCGUCUUCGCCGGAAGAGCUGAGCGAGAUAGUUGAGCUGCCGAGUUUGGAUACGAGUUUCGAGUCGGGGAACGAGUUCGUUUUCGAAGACUCGGUAGAGGGGUGGCUGUAUCCUCCUCCGCCGUGGUACCAUCAUCAGAGCUUGUUUGAAGAAAAUUAUGGGUACUUUAGGGAAGAUCAGAUAGCAAUGUCAGAGCCAGAGUCUGCUAUUCUAUCAUCUUUUGAGCCUUUAUUAUGGCAACAUUAAUGAAUCAUCAACCAACCAUGGAUAUUGGAAUUGCCUUCUUUUUUGAUUUUUAGCUUAGUUGUCUUGUGUGCUUCAUCUCCUUCUUUUCUUUUCUUUUCCUUUCUUUUCUUUUCUUUUUAAUUUUAAAGUGUGUGUGAGCCCUUUUAUUAAAAUUUUCCUUUGGAGAGGGCUAAAAUCUGAAAUACGUUUCUUGCUUCUCAAGUUUGAUAAUAGUAGUACUAGUAUUAGUA